Messenger RNA from Psylliodes chrysocephalus, 3144 nucleotides. The record is from the annotation of a GenBank genome assembly. Lineage: Eukaryota; Metazoa; Arthropoda; Insecta; Coleoptera; Chrysomelidae.
UCCAAAAAGAACUUGGACCCCUAUUGGAGGGAAGAAGCGAGAAAUUUGAAUAUUAAUUUCGGUUUCUGUCUGGUUUUUUAAAAAAGAGGGAUACGUUGUAAAUGGUAGUGGAAGGAAUGAGUAAUCUUCAAGACCCUUGACCAUGAUCAGCCUACAAGUUGUUAAUCAUUACCAAAAAUGGUAAACUUACGUCUGGCUUGGAGUCUAAUAGCGAAGGCCAUGUUAGAAAGAAGAAGAUAACCUCGAAUAAUUGACAAAGAAAGAUGCUUCAACGGCUGAAAGACAGUUAGUAAUUUGAAAGUGUCUCGAAAAAUAGGUAAAAUUUAAUAUUCAAUCGAGCUGUGAUAAUCGUUUAAUCGUUGUUUUAUUUUUACGAAUGCAGUAAAUAGUUAUGGACAUGGCUGAUAUUUUGCAAGUGGGCUCGAGCAUUAACAUCAAACGGACAGAUGGGCGAAUUCAUUCAGCUAUCGUUGCCGCUAUCAACGACGAUUUGCGAUGCGCCACCGUGGAAUGGUUCGAACAAGGCGAAACGAAGGGAAAAGAAAUAGAUAUGGCCGCUAUAGAGUCCCUAAAUCCAGAUAUAAUCAUCCUUAGGCACGGCGAGAAACCCGCCGUUCAAGACAGGACUAUUACACAAGCACAAGCGCAGUUUAACAAGCUCCAGCGCGACCCUACGAGACAGUCCAUAGCUAGUAGCAUCAAACAGAAUAAUGGUAUAAGUAUAAAGUCUGCACAUCAAUCCCGUAUGACCUUAGGGGCCAAUAAUGGCCAUACGUUGACUUCAAGCAGCGAACCGAAAGAAAGCAACAUACCAACGAGUAGAAUGACGGCCGCUCAAAAUUCCAGAAGAAGCAAUGUAGUUAAGGAAGUAGAAAAAUUGAAGAAGAACAGGGAGGAGAGGCGACAAAGGCAAGCCGAGGAGAAGGCUGAAAAGGAGGCCUUUAUGCAGAUGGCCCCUGGAAACCCACACUGGGAGCUCCUAAACAUGAUUCUAGAAUAUCGUAAGGGCUUGGAUAUAAAGCCUUUAACAGAGAAUGAUCCCAUAGAGGAUCACCUGAUAACUGUCUGCGUGAGGAAAAGGCCUUUGAACAAGAAAGAAAUAUCUAGGAAAGAAGUAGAUGUAAUAACGAUUCCCAGUAAAAAUCAGUUGAUUGUACAUGAACCAAAAAACAAAGUAGAUUUAACAAGAUAUCUGGAAAACCAGCUGUUCAGGUUCGAUUAUGCUUUUGAUGAAUCCUGCUCAAAUGAAUUGGUCUACCGAUAUACGGCGCAACCCCUAAUCAAAACCAUCUUCGAGGGAGGUUUCGCCACGUGUUUCGCCUACGGCCAAACCGGAUCCGGUAAGACCCACACCAUGGGAGGUGAUUUCACUUCCGGCAAAAUUCAAAACUGUGAAAGGGGAAUCUACGCCAUGGUCGCCGCCGACGUAUUCCGAUUGGUCAAUUCGCCCAAGUAUCGGAAUCUCAAUAUGGUCGUAUCGUCGAGUUUCUUCGAAAUAUACUCAGGCAAAGUUUUCGAUCUAUUGAACAACAAAGCGAAGCUGAGGAUAUUAGAAGACGGUAAACAACAGGUCCAAGUGGUCGGUCUUGAAGAGAAAGUGGUCAACAACGUCCAAGAAGUGUUAGGAUUCAUCCAGAAGGGAAAUGCAGCACGUACAUCCGGUCAGACCUUCGCCAACAGCAAUUCGUCGCGAUCGCACGCGGUAUUUCAGAUUUACUUGAGAUCCAACAACAACAUGUCGAAGAUCCAUGGCAAAUUUUCAUUAAUAGAUCUUGCCGGUAACGAAAGGGGAGCCGACACGUCAUCGGCCAACAGACAAACCAGAAUGGAAGGUGCCGAAAUCAACAAAUCGCUAUUGGCUUUGAAAGAAUGUAUCAGGGCGUUAGGUCGCAAGGGUGCCCAUCUACCUUUUAGGGUUAGCAAACUUACACAGGUGCUAAGGGACUCGUUCGUGGGCGCCAAUUCGAGGACUUGCAUGAUAGCGAUGAUCUCGCCGGGAGUGAAUUCGUGCGAGCACAGCUUAAAUACGUUACGGUACGCCGAUAGGGUGAAAGAAUUGGUCGCAGGCGAUGUGCAGACGAACAGCGGAUCGGACAAUGAAACUGACGACGAUGACGGCGACCUGCUGCAGCUGCGAUCCUUAAACGAAAACGAUAUGACGCCCGAAAUGCUCAAUUUGCAUCAGUUUAUUUCUGAGUUGGAAAUCGCCGAAGAAAAUAUGUUGGACAACCAGAAGGAAACCAUUGACGAGAUGCAGGCGGCGCUAGCGAAAGCCUCCGAACUCCGUCGAACCGCCGACACAGUGGCGUACGAUCAAGAGGCGUACUGCAAGAGCUGGGAAGAACUGAUCGACAACUCCCUCGCUUCGUUGGUGCGCGCCAAAGAAGUCGUCGAAGAUUACAAACAAAAAUUGGCGGCCGAGGAACAACUCAGCCGUAAAACGACUAAACGAAAGUAAACAAAAAAAUAAUAUUAUAAUGAAGAAGAGAGAGUUUAAACCAUUAAUUCCGCCACGUUCGAGAUACACGAGUCUUUUUGGGGUGUCGUUUGGGCGUUUUUUUCGGUGAAAUUUUGAGUUGAAAGUUUUGUAAUGAGACUUAGAAAUGUAAUAAAUAUAUACGUAAGUUUGCUUUUUAGGAAGUAUUAAGAUUUAGAAACGAUGGAUCCGUUUACCGACUGAGAUUCGUUAAAUUUUGAUGACAAGUGGCAGCUUUGACAGAUGCCAACGUCAUAAUAUUGUACCAUACAUUAUACAUCCAAUGUUUUAGUGCAAAGAUUGAUUUAAGUCACUUUUGACAGCUUUGAAAAAUUAAUAUGUCAAAGAAUAAAAUUUGUUCACAUCUAUUAUGACAGUCAAAAUGUGACCUUUUUAUUAAGCACUCGAAACUUUUUCGUUAUUUUUAAGCUUGGUACAUUAGAACUACUAACUUGUAAUUAGUUGAUUUUUGCCUUUUUGUACCAAACUUCUUUAAAAUUACCAAAAAUUAGUAAUAAACGUUUGGUACAUUUGAACUACUACCUUAUAACUUGUCGUUUUUUGCAGUUUUAUGACUCGAAUUAUUUUAGAACCUUUAAAAAUUAAUUCAUGAAAAUUUUGUACAUUUGAACUACUACCUUAUAAAUUCGUCUAUUUUUGCAGUUUUA